Prorocentrum cordatum is the source of this 618-nucleotide messenger RNA. The record is from the annotation of a GenBank genome assembly. Lineage: Eukaryota; Dinophyceae; Prorocentrales; Prorocentraceae.
CCAGCGCUCCCGCCCAGCCCCCACCCCCCGCUGCGCGGGCCAGUGGUCCGCGCAACGGCCGCGGGGGGCGGAUGGCGGCGGUCGAGCGCUGGGCCGCGCCGGCGGCGGAAGGACGCAGCGCGCUCCCGCUGCCCUCGGGCGGUGGCGCCGCCGCCCCGGCCUGCCCGGCGCCGGGGCCGGCGCCGCCGCCCGCGGCGAAGCGGCGGCGGACCUCGGGAGGCCCACACCUGCGCGUGGCCGUCGUUUGCGGCCCCUCGACGGAGGGCCUGCCCCUGGCCGUGGUCCUCGCCGAGCGCGGGCACAGCGUCGUCGUGGUGGACAGCGACGCGGCGAGGCUGGAGUCGCUGCGCGACGGCAGGCUUCCGUUCCUGGAGGCCGGCGGCCCCGAGCUGCUCGCCCGCUGCCUGCGGAGCUGCCCCGAGCGGCUGCAGCUCACCGGCGACAUCCAAGCCGUGAGCGAGUGCGAUGUGAUCGUGGUAACGACCGGGACGCCCGUGGACGAGCACCUCAACCCGCAUUUCAGGGCGGCCGCCGGGCCGUGGAGUCGUGCGUGGGGGGCCUGUGCCGGCACCUGCGCGGGGGCCAGACUCUGGUGCUGCGGGCCGCGCUCUUCCCAGG